AUGUCACCGCCUCCUCUCCCUCCUGCAGAUCCCAAUGAGCAUCAAUACUGGACCGACCCGAUCCUCUGUGAAGAGACCCGAGCCAGACUCGAGCAUUUUCGCAGCAUUGGAUGGCUACCCCCGAACUUCAAACCCAAGACAUUGGAAGGUCUUGCAGUGGUCGAAAGAUACUGGCGAAGAUUUUGCAUCCAUUCAAAGGAGGACUACGUGGAGUAUUUACUCCUGGAGGACCAAACAAUUUACAUGAAUUUCUUCGAUUGGAUGUACAGGACCUCACGACAGAAGCUUCUUCAGUCGUACGAUGAGUACUGGCGACGGCUUUGCCAAUACUUUGGUCUGUUUGCACGGCGCCGUCUGAAUGGCAACGUCUAUGAACAGAUGCGACGAUUCCUGAAUAAAGUAUUCCCCGCAGAGCGAAAGAUCCCCAGACGUAUGAAGAAGAAGGACACCCUUGACGUUAAUGUCUUCUGCAUCUUAUAUCGCCAGCACUGGAUAUAUUCGAGAUUUUUCCGUCACGGGAGUAUGAUUAUCCAAUUUGCCGUAGUGCAACUCUGGUCUGCCAUCACUGGAACGCGACCGGGUGUACUGCUUCCUCAGAAAGCUUCCCAGACUGGCCAUAAGUCAUCCCUGGGCAAACGCAAACGCGAGCAGACUUUUCAGAGUGACCUUCCCAAACACGUUUCGGCCGACGAUCUUCCAGAUUCAGUCUGCUACCGCGAUAUUGAGCUCUUCAUUCUUAAAGACCCCGAUAGCAAGCGUGAUGUCCUUUGUGCCAUCAUUGAGUUUCGCAACCUCAAAGGCCGGCCAGAAGGCGCUGACGGAACUAAAUUCUUCAUGCAUGGUGAUUACCAAUUGGCUUACUGCCCAAUCAACCAAAUUAUCUCACUAGCUUUCCGCGAUGGGGCUUUUGUCAAUCCCUUGACUCCAGAGCUGAUAUGGCGGCUUCGAGUUCCAAAGCGCCGACAGGAUCUUCCCCUCCGGUGGAAGGAGGAGAUCCUUGAUACCCCUCUCCUUCGACGUAUUGAGCGCACUCCGCACGGCUACGAGCUCCAUAAGUCAUUGCCGAUGACGUACGACUCAAGUCGACAAGCGCUCAAAGAACUAGGUCGAGAUGCUAAGUUUGAGGACGAUAUUGGCCAUUAUAACUACCGGCGCUGGGUUGCCAAUGAAGUUAAUCGGAACUUCACAAGCCAGGAGCGGCAGAGAGUGCUAGGCCAGUCCGGCGACGCGGUUUUCGAGAGGCAUUACCAGUCACAGUUUAUCGGCCGCGAUCUCCAGCAUGUCGUGCUUCUCCGACCCUCUCAGGAAGGUCUGCUUCGGGUUGCUGGAAGCAUGCUCAGGAAGAGGGAUCCCCUUGCCCCGUCAGGUCUUACCGACCAGCAGAAACGUGCUAUUUGUCGAGACCCCAGAAUCCUUGAGCUUAGACGAGAGCAGAGGGAGCUAAAGGAGGAGAUGCGAUCGCUAGCUGGUACAGUGGCGAAAGCUCGGGAGUCAUUCCCUCAUCUGCAUGAAAGACAUGAGGCAGUUAAAAAAGAGCUCUCUCGGGUAAGGAAGAACCUGACAAAGGAUACUCGCGAGACAGCUAGAAAGGAAUAUUUUCACAAUGAGCCUGUGCUCGAAGUUGACAGACAGAUCAAGCAACUUCUUGGCCAGUCUGAUGCUGAAAGUUGUGAAGAUCUCGACUCCGACGAUGAAGACUGGGAUAUUCCUAUUCCAGAAUACGUCUUUCCCGAGCGAGCGCGACUGGUGGAGAAUUUCUAUGGCCCUGAAGCGGAAUGUUUUGAUGCGGAUAAGCUACUUGCACGACGUAUCCAGGUUACCAAGGACAUGGUUGCGCUCUCGAAGCUCUGCGAACCAAGCCGGCGAGGCAACCAAAUCAACUGGGAUGUGAGUGAUGGCGCUAAGGCUGAUGAAACUGAACGUGAAGAGUCGGAAGAAUCACCACCUUCUGAAGAAGAAGCCCUGGACUGCCCAACAGAUGUUUGCAUUAUCUGUUGCGGUUUGUCACGUCGUUCAGCUUCUAAUCCGCCUCCACAUAAAUUUCCUUCCAAGCGAAAAGAUUCACUCCGUCGCCAUCUCAUUGAUUUUCAUCUCGCCCGUGCGCACGAGGGGAUUAGCUGUACCUGGUCGGCCUGCUGCAAUGUCCCUAAGUUCGCAAAGGCUACUGAAUUCUUGGCGCAUGCCGUUGAUGUGCACUCAUAUGAUAUCGGAAUCAAAUUAAAACAUCUCCCAAGCAGACCUCUGUUAACUUGCAGCGAUACUUCCUCUAUCGACAGCACAGACGCUUCUCUGGAAUCAUGUGGACGGUCAGGCACUAGCACUCCCGCUUCCUCUGUCGGCUCUGUGACAGCAAAUAUCGACCCGCGCCUGCUGGAGCUCGACAAAGGUACCGUUACAGUGCCACCGCCGCGUCGCUCAAAGAGGGUGCGUCUCCAAUGA
This is a messenger RNA of Aspergillus fumigatus Af293, 2439 nucleotides long. Its product is annotated as DUF3435 domain-containing protein. The coding region runs from base 1 to 2439 and encodes 812 amino acids. The transcript has 5 exons. The record is from RefSeq and is a predicted model, not a curated record. NCBI's taxonomy places the organism in Eukaryota, Fungi, Ascomycota, Eurotiomycetes, Eurotiales, Aspergillaceae.